AUGCCUCAAAUUGAAGAAAUAAGUGAUGCGGAGGAUAUCGACAAUCUGGAUUUGGAUAUUGCAGAGUUUGAUCCGGAUCUCGUGACUCCUGUGGCCCCCAGAUAUGAAGAUAAUAGAGGAUCAGCAGCAUUGACAAGUUCUAGUAAGCCCCAAAUGGAUGCGGCAGAUGCUGCUAUGGCCGAAUUAUUGAGAAGGAGUAAUGAAGGUAUCGAGGAGCUUUCAGAUACGACGACACAAAGGCCAGAAAGGCCAGAGAGGCCAGAAAAUCCUCGUAGAACAGAAGAUCUAACUGACGAAGAAAGGAAACAACUAUCAACCAUGCAGAGUCUCUAUCCAUGCUAUUUUGAUUCCAAUAGAAGCGUGAAAGAGGGAAGAAGGGCACCUAUAGAAAAAUGUGUGGAGAACCCGCUUGCUAAUACCAUUCUUAAUGCUUGCAGAAGCUUUGGAUUUCCUGCUCUGCUGGAAUCAGACAAGUCACAUCCUCAAGACUUUGGUAAUCCGGGAAGAGUCAGAUUGGCCUUGAAGUUUGAGGAAAAACCUACUCACAAAAGUAUUAGAAGCAAAAGGCAGUUGUUAAAUGAGGUUGGUGAUUAUUUACUUAAGCAUCCUACCACUUUGGAUACGGUAAAGGAAAUGCCGGGACCUCCAGAGCUUACUCAGGGUUCCUAUCAGCCUACAAAGGUGCCGAAAGUUCUCAAUUUCAAGAUGAACACCAUAGUUCCUUUGCACUCCCCUCUCACGAUGAAGAAUCCUCAGACGGCCAGCGCUUACACUAAACUGCCACCCCCUCAGGCUGCUCAGCAGAUGAAGAGACCAAAGCAGAAGAUCCAGAGAAUUAGAGGCUGA
Brettanomyces nanus is the source of this 846-nucleotide messenger RNA. RefSeq lists its product as uncharacterized. The transcript has a single exon. The record is from RefSeq and is a predicted model, not a curated record. Lineage: Eukaryota; Fungi; Ascomycota; Pichiomycetes; Pichiales; Pichiaceae. Gene Ontology annotation, molecular function: 7S RNA binding. Bases 1 to 846 code for a protein of 281 amino acids. Gene Ontology annotation, cellular component: signal recognition particle, endoplasmic reticulum targeting. Gene Ontology annotation, biological process: SRP-dependent cotranslational protein targeting to membrane, signal sequence recognition; SRP-dependent cotranslational protein targeting to membrane.